GAUGUAACUCCCACAAGACAAUUUGACAGUCAGACAAAUGCAAUUCCGGUCACACAUCAAUACAGUUUUACCUGUGAAGAUUCCUCUCUUUGAGGCAAAUCACCAACAGGUCCGAGAGGAUGAGCUGGAAACACUUUCUUCAGGUCCUAUGGCUUGCGCUUCCCCUCUCACUGGCUGAGAAAUUCACAGUCAGUGGCCCGGCCCUCCCUGUCUCAGCCAUUGCUGGUUCGGAUGUUGUCCUGGACUGUAAGUGUUCCACAGACCUGCCCCUAGAGGGUGUGGAAGUGAAGUGGUUCAGGACAAGAUAUGACUCCCCAGUGCAUUUAUACAAGGAGGGACGUCAUCAACUGCAGAAGCAGAAAGAAACCUACAGAGGCAGAACACAACUGUUUGUGGAGGAGUUUAUCAAUGGCAAUGUGUCUCUCAGACUGGAAGAUGUGCGGGUGUCAGACCACGGAGAGUACACGUGCUUCGUUGAGUACUCUGAAUGGUAUGAAGAGGCAGUGAUGGAGUUGAAUGUUAUUGACGACUUCUUUCCCAAAAUGCCAGUGAGUUUGAUGGUUUCCUCACUGCUCUUAGGACUUGCCAUAAUGGUGCUGAGUGUUCUUGUCGGCUACAGUAUAAAACAGCAUCGAGAAAUCAAAGACCUUCAGAAAAGACUGGAGCGGAGAAAGUUCACCCCCUACGCAGUUACAGUCACUCUGGAUCCUGACACAGCCCAUCCUCAGCUCAUCCUGUCUGACGACCUGAUCAGUGUGAGAGUUGGAGAUGAACAGCAGCAGCUCCCGGACAUCCCGGAGAGGUUCAUUAACUGGCCAUUUGUGCUGGGAUCUGAGGGCUACAUGUCGGGGGGACAUUACUGGGAGGUGCAGGUGGGCAACAAGACUGACUGGAUUGUGGGAGUAGCCAGAGAGUCGGUGGACAGAAAAGAACCCAUCACAGAGGGUGGAGUCUGGUGUGUGUGUCUGAUGGGUGUGGUCUAUUAUGCUCUGACCUCCCAUCGUACCUGUCUGACCCCGAGAGAGAGACCCGGGAAGGUCGGAGUGUUCCUGGACUAUGAGGGGGGACAGGUGUCAUUUUACAACGCUGACAACAUGGCUCAUCUCCACACUUUCACCCAAACUUUCACUGAGAAACUUUAUCCUCUGUUCAGUCCCUGGUAUAAUGAGGACGGAGGAAACUCUGAGCCGCUGACAAUCUGCUCAGUGAGAGCUUAAUAAGAUGGAAAACCCUCAGCCAUUCACUAGAUUGAUAAGCGGUGGGUGAAAAUAUUCUCGGGGAGAUGAGUGGGACUGUUCCCCUUAAGACGGAUGUGAUCUCUGUGCCAUCAUCAAAGAUGGGUUCUCCUCCCUCUUCACCACUGACUCCGAGGUCCAUCGGCCAAUCAGAGCUCAUGAUGUCCAGACGAGCAGCCGUUGACAAGUUAGGUGAAGGGCAAGAGGGGCCCAUGUGUUGGGGACGUUGAGGAGACUGACUGUGGUCUUCCUCAGGGCUUUUUCCUCCCAGCUCCCCUUAAACAGGUGACGGUAAUAGGUUGUGGGAGGAGGGUGGGAGGAGGGGGGUAUGGGUGCUGAGACCCUCGAGCACUCGUAACCCGCUGUCUACACAGAGCUUUACUUGUUUUUUCUUAUUAAUAAUAAUCAAUCCUUGUGUCUCCCUUUGUGAUUGCUUUUGAUGACUAUAUUCAUUUUAAUACCUUUUAUCUGUUUAUGUAAUUAAACAAUGAAUCACAAGAUGAUUAUUAAUGAUAACAAUAAUCCUUGCAUUUCAUAUAGGGCCUGAUAACA
Messenger RNA from Callorhinchus milii (elephant shark), 1787 nucleotides. RefSeq names its product butyrophilin subfamily 1 member A1-like. The coding region runs from base 120 to 1217 and encodes 365 amino acids. The record is from RefSeq and is a predicted model, not a curated record. Gene Ontology annotation, molecular function: signaling receptor binding. Gene Ontology annotation, biological process: T cell receptor signaling pathway; regulation of cytokine production. Lineage: Eukaryota; Metazoa; Chordata; Chondrichthyes; Chimaeriformes; Callorhinchidae. The transcript is spliced from 7 exons. Gene Ontology annotation, cellular component: external side of plasma membrane.